CCUGUUUGAUUAUUGUGUUCACAUCACAUUACACGUAGUAACAAUUUAGGAUAUCGAUUUGCUAGUUUACAUGGCACUGGUUCCCUAGGGGCGCGACGCCCUAACCGUCUCGUUGGCCCUUUCACGCCAUCUUAAUAGCCUUAGAAUAGCGAGGAGCCAUGCCGGCGCUCAGCCCCGCCAAGAAGGGGACAGACAAGGGCAAGACCGGCAAGAAGACUGGCAAGCAGGAGCAAAAUGCACAAGACUACAUCCCGCCUCCCCCGCCUAUGCCGGGCGAUGAGGCAUUUGCUAUGCCCAUCCGUGAAAUCGUUAAGCCUGACAACCAGCUCUGGCUGUCGGAGGCGGACCUCAAUGAGGAGGUGGCAAAGAUGCUGACAGCCAACAACCCAGCAGCGCCAAAGAACAUCGUCCGAUUCAACAUGAAGGACAAAGUCUUUAAGCUGGAGCCCAUGGUAGAGCAGACAGUGGUUCACUACGCUACGGAUGGCUGGCUGCUGCAUAAGAGCUCGGAUGAGGCGAAGCGGCAGAUGGACAUGGAGAAGAUGGAGCAGGAGGCCAGUGCACGGUUCCAGGCGGACAUCGACCGCGCUAGCCACGAGCAUAAAGACCAUGGGGACGUGGAGCCCCCGGAUGACUCGCGCCAGCUGCGCAACCAGUUCAACUUCAGCGAGCGGGCAGCGCAGACCCUCAACUACCCGCUGCGGGACCGGGAGACGUUCACGGAACCGCCGCCGACAGCGACCGUCUCGGGUGCCUGCACACAGUGGGAGAUCUACGACGAGUACAUUAAGGACCUGGAGCGGCAGCGGAUAGAUGAGGCGAUGAAGUCCAAAGGCGGCAAGAAGGCGGCUGCGGCGGCAGCAGCGGCGGGCGCGGCGCACGCGGCAAAGAACGAGCACGUGCCCACGCUGCAAAGCCCGACGCUGAUGCACAGCCUGGGGACACUAGACCGCAUGGUGAACCAGAACAUGUACGAGGAGGUGGCUAUGGACUUCAAGUACUGGGACGACGCGUCGGACGCCUUCCGGCCCGGGGAAGGCUCGCUGCUGCCACUCUGGCGCUUUGUGUCGGACAAGAGCAAGCGGCGGCAGGUGACGAGCAUUUGCUGGAACCCGCUGUACGACGACAUGUUCGCGGUGGGCUACGGCAGCUACGAGUUCCUGAAGCAGGCGUCCGGCCUCAUCAACAUCUACUCGCUGAAGAACCCCUCGCACCCCGAGUACACCUUCCACACCGAGUCGGGCGUCAUGUGCGUGCACUUCCACCCCGAGUUCGCUAACCUGCUGGCGGUGGGCUGCUACGACGGCUCCGUGCUUGUGUACGACGUGCGGUUGAAGAAGGACGAGCCCAUCUACCAGGCCUCGGUGCGCACCGGCAAGCACAACGACCCAGUGUGGCAGAUCUACUGGCAGCCCGACGACGCGCAGAAGAGCCUGCAGUUCGUGUCGAUCUCGUCGGACGGCGCGGUGAACCUGUGGACGCUGACAAAGAGCGAGCUCAUACCCGAGUGCCUCAUGAAGCUGCGUGUGGUGCGCGCCGGCGAGACGAGCGAGGAGGAGGAUCCCAACGCCUCCGGGCCGGCGGGCGGCUGCUGCAUGGACUUCUGCAAGAUGCCGGGCCAGGAGUCCAUCUACCUGGUGGGCACGGAGGAGGGCGCCAUCCACCGCUGCUCCAAGGCCUACAGCUCGCAGUACCUGUCCACCUACGUCUCGCACCACCUGGCCGUGUACGCGGUGCACUGGAACAACAUCCACCCCUCCAUGUUCCUGUCCGCCUCCGCCGACUGGACCAUCAAGCUGUGGGACGUGCACGACCCCAAGCGCGCGGUCAUGAACUUUGACCUGAACGACUCCAUCGGCGAUGUGUCCUGGGCGCCCUACAGCGCCACCGUGUUCGCUGCCGUCACCGACGACGGCCGCGUGCACGUGUUCGACCUGGCGCAGAACAAGCUGCUGCCGCUGUGCAGCCAGAAGGUGGUGAAGAAGGCCAAGCUGACCAAGCUGGUGUUCAACCCCAAGCACCCCAUCGUGCUGGUGGGCGACGACAAGGGCUGCGUCACCUCGCUCAAGCUGAGCCCCAACCUGCGCAUCACGUCCAAGCCGGAGAAGGGUCAGAAGUUUGAGGACCUUGAGGUGGCCAAGUUGGACGGCGUGGUGGAGAUUGCGCGCAAGAGCGACGCCGACCUCGCCAAGAACGCGGCGCACUGAUGAGGGGCUUUCGGGUGGUUGUGCAAUAGCCGUGUGUGUUGUGGCGGUGGAGCGGAUGGUAAUGGGAGGGGGUUUGGAGGGUGCGUGCAGUGGAUACGGUACAGAUGACAGGGUCAAGACAUUGUGCGAUGGUACAGGGCGAGGAGGAUUGAUGGCAAAGCAAGGUGUUGGGGUGGGGUUGCUGGGGCUGCGGCAGGAGCGGCGCAGACCCACUGCUCAGGUAUGGUAUACGGUUGAAUGUUUGCGUGCUGCUGCCCAUCGGGCGCGCCAGGGUACUGCCAUUAGGGCGGUUUGUGCAGCUCGCCGGACAUGACCGCAGACUGGUGCAUGCGUCUGGGGCUUUGUGACUGACACAUGAAUGCGUGGGAUUCAUGGUUGCAUUUGGCUGAAUAUGUUACGGUGUAAAGCGAACGCGAUGUUGCUGCUAGUUAACCACAUCUAACGGAGCCAGGGGUGAUCGGAGCCGCUUCUCUUAGUUGCCAACCCUCGUUCUGUC
Molecule: messenger RNA, 2703 nt
Organism: Chlamydomonas reinhardtii
Lineage: Eukaryota; Viridiplantae; Chlorophyta; Chlorophyceae; Chlamydomonadales; Chlamydomonadaceae
Exons: 6
Coding region: 159-2207 (682 amino acids)
Biological process (GO): outer dynein arm assembly; cilium movement
Cellular component (GO): outer dynein arm
Molecular function (GO): dynein light chain binding; dynein heavy chain binding
Source: RefSeq, a predicted model, not a curated record